This is a messenger RNA of Thrips palmi, 3088 nucleotides long. RefSeq names its product transmembrane protein 185A. Lineage: Eukaryota; Metazoa; Arthropoda; Insecta; Thysanoptera; Thripidae. The transcript has 6 exons. The record is from RefSeq and is a predicted model, not a curated record. The coding region runs from base 691 to 1770 and encodes 359 amino acids.
UAAAUUAGUGACUGUCCUAUGGACAGAAGCUCACAAGUUCAGACUUUUCCUCUACCUUUUGAGGACAUCCUCAUUCACCACAUCAUUCCAAGUGACACAGCUGUGAAGGAGAGGUUGUUGACCUCCACUCUGUUAAAAGGGGUGCUGACAUUCAGCCCUUUACCGUACACAUGGGCACGAGGGUUCAAGCUCACGUCGAAUAGCUGGUCAGUAACUCGAUGAGAGCGGGGGUGUUCGAACUGGGCGCCGCAGUCAGUAGCCACUGGCACCAACCGCUGCAGUUGAACGUUGGAUGACUCCAUUGUAAGGCAAGACGCUCAGUGCUGCGCACUGUUGUCACUUGUCACUAGAUGAUUCGAUAGAGACUCAACAUUCUGCUUCCUUCCAACGUUAAAUUUGCUGGAAGAUACGCUUUUCCGACGCAACCAUACUUUCUCGUACAAAACUGGCACGACAGUUGUCAGCUGUUCUCUGCCUGGUUGCGUGAUUCAUAUUCGGAUUCACUAAAUGCUUUCUUUGUGAUACAUAUUGCAUUUCAUCUCGUUCAGCAAAUCUCAGACAAAAUUUGUUUAUAUACAUUGGCUGCAUCAUGGAAAAGGGCCGUCACUUUCUAACGUCAUAACAUCAAAAAUAUCUGGAAAUGUUUAGGGACAUUGGCUGAGAGAGACGGAGUUUCUAUUAUCGAGUAAAAUGAAUCUCCAAACGCUUUUCCAAGACUUUAAUCCCAGUAAAUUCCUAGUGCAUUCAUGUCUCAUGCUUUUCACGGCUUUGUUUGCCUUGAGACUGGAUGACACAAUCAAUUGGAGCUAUUGGACGGUAUUUGCACCAAUAUGGUUCUGGAAAUUGAUGGUUGUGGCGGGAGCCACUGUAGGAAGUUAUGUGUGGUCAAGAUACCCUCUGUCAAGGCUGGAAGGCGAAGCAUAUGUUCAUUACAAAGCUAUGCUCAUCAGCUUGGCACUUCAUCUAGUUCUGCUCAUGUUUGAGCUUUUGGUUUGUGACAAACUGGAAACUGGACGUCAUCUUUGGAUCCUUGUUUUCAUCCCUCUCAUAUUUAUCUCUAUUGUUUCAAUUGCCGUUUGUAUAUGGGCUGCCAAACAUGACCGUUCAUUUGAGUUGGAGCUGUUUUGUGCAGUUAACAUACUCCAAUUUAUAUUCCUCGCUCUUCGUCUAGAUGGUUUUAUAUCAUGGAGCUGGGAAGUUGUGUUUGUUCCACUUUGGAUCGUAAUGUGCUUAUCCUUAGUAGGAGUAUUGUACUCCAUCAUUUUUGCCAGCAUUUUACUCAGGACUCCUGAGGUCAAUGCUCAACAACGACGAUCGUCUUUUAAUUCUGCUCUUAGCUACACUUGCCUGGUGUUGCCAAUCCUCAUAUUUCAGGUUUUGUUAACUAAUAAGUUAGAUGAAGACAUAUCCUUAAGUUUUCUGGCCGUAGUGUCACCUUUGUUCAUAACUUUCAUCACACUUAUUCUCAUGUCAUUUGGAUCCAAAGGAGGAAAUAAAUGGUGGUUUGGAAUUCGAAAGGACUUUUGUGCCUUUCUUCUAGGCCUUUGUCCGUUUUUGCAAGAGUAUGCAAAUAUAGCGUAUAGUGUUCACAAUGUGGAUGAAAAUCGGGACCGAUCUAGUGGAACAGCCGAUUCAACUACUCCAUUACCAACUCCAGCACCAACUCCUCCAGCUUAUGAACUACGUGACAAGGCACAAAAACGACCAAAUAAAAAAAAUGACUUGAUGAAACCUGUCGUGCCAUUUAUAUCAAUAGACAUGCCUGAUUGACCAUGUAAGUUUAUAUUUAUUCAAGUGCCUCAAUUGAAAUUUGUUUUGUAAAAUUCUUUAUUUUAAUGAGAAAAGUACAAUGCUGGUGCAAGCUGUGCCAAUUGUGAUUAGCUGCUAAUUCUAGGUUUGGAAUCAUUUCUAUGUGAUAAAUUGCUGUUCAAUGGUUCCUUUGGGUUCAAAUUGGAAAUCAGCCUAGAAAGUCGUAUUGUUUUGAGUGCAGGUUUGAAUUUUCCAGACCUGUAAUCCAGCACUUGUGACAGGUGUACAAUCCAGUAGGUUUAAAAUCCAAUAUUUCUCUUGAAUUAUGUUCAACCUUCUUAAUUCAUUCUUGAGGCUAAAUAUAUGAAAUUUUUAGUGUAGGCCAGUUCCUUGCUGGCAUUAUUGUUCAGUGUUAGGUGCCCCUAAAUAGUCACUAUUGCUGGGGUGACCUGGGCCAUGACCAUUUUGGUUUGUCAUGUGUUUUAAUGUGUGACACAAUUCAACUUAAGUUUUGUGUUUCUUCGUUUAGUUGGUAACAACUUAAGCUAUCAAUUUGAAAUUUUAAUUGUCAUCAUGAAUGAAAGUGCUUCGUGUGUGUAUUCAUGGAGACACCAUGUGUCUUUAGCUUUACUGUAUGUUAUAUUGUUAUAAGGGAUGCAAAUCCUUCAAAGACUGGUUAACUUGAUUGUUUAUUUUAAAAUUAACUUUUAAAUGAUCCAACCAACAUUUUUGUAAUGUGGACGUUUGUUUUCUCUUCGUUGGUGUUAAAGGGUGGGAAAUAUGCUGUCUAUAUUUAGCUCUAAUCAUUUUUGUUGAGAGGGUUUAUCAAGAAAUCUAGAUAUGUCGUAAGAUUUAAAUGUUAAUUUGACUUUACUGGGCAUUCUGGUCCAAGUACAGUUGAUAUCCUACUUUCAGAUAUAUUAGGUAUAAACAUUGUUUGAUUCGUUUUGUAUUUUGGGCAUUGUUAUGUAUUUCAAAUUAGAAAUUAUUUUUCAUAUAAGAGGUCACAUAAUGUUUUGUAUUUUAUUGAAGAGAUAAAUUUGGGACUUAUUGUUAUAGUAAUGAAAUUCUUGCAAAGUUGAAAUUUUCAAAAUUUGAAGUUUGAAGCUUUCAGUGGUGUGUUAAUUAACAGUGCUUCCUCAAUAAGUUGUAGACUAAACUUGCUUAUCUCAAUUACGACACAAUUGUGCACUUUUUGUUUAAUGAGAGCACGACAACAAUGUUAAUGAGUUAAAUGUAGCAUCUAAGUUACAGUUGUCACUCUUUUGCUUGAUCUCCCAAAUUGAUAAAUCUUAAGAUAGCAGGCCAAUUAAUGAAUAAAAUACAACUUCAGUACAAA